Molecule: messenger RNA, 747 nt
Organism: Fraxinus pennsylvanica
Lineage: Eukaryota; Viridiplantae; Streptophyta; Magnoliopsida; Lamiales; Oleaceae
Source: the annotation of a GenBank genome assembly
AUGGGGGAACCCUACUGGAGAUACGGCGGAGGCGGUUCUGCUGCUCAUCCUCCUCCUCCUCUUCCAUCAUCUGCUGACAGAGGAAGCAUCCAUUUACCAAGAUUUCCUGGCUACUUAUCAUCUGAAGCAGCUAUAUUACCAACUCGUAACCCAUAUAGCUCCAAUGGUUUGCAGGGUAGUUUUUCAGAUUUUACUCAGAAAGAUAUAUUACCAUCUCGUCCUGGGGCUUAUGGUGUAGAUGAUACUGCUGGCGUUCGUCAUGAAUCUGGUCUUAAUGGAUCAUUUACUGGAACAAGCAUUAAACCUUACCUGUCUUUGGAAGAUCCAAAUUUACUAGGUCAUCCUCGAGUUGCUGCUCCACACAUUAGUCCUGGCAUCCCUGAUGCGACUUUUGAAAGGCCCAAUUCUGUGAUAAGGGUUGAGAGCAAUCAAGACCCAGCAGGAGAAUCGAACAUUCUGUUUGUUGACGGGCUUCCUAAUGACUGUACAAGAAGAGAAAUAGGUCAUCUUUUUCGCCCAUUCAUUGGGUUUAGAGAACUGAGAGUUGUUCAUAAGGAGCCUAGACGCACCGGAGACAAAGCUAUGGUCUUGUGCUUUGUUGAGUUUUCUGAUGCCAAAUGCGCUCUUACUGCCAAGGAAGCACUUCAAGGCUACAAGUUUGAUGACAAGAAAGCCGAGUCCCCUGUCCUGAGGAUCUCUUUUGCUCACUUUCCCUUUAGCCUGCCCUCUGACCUGGACAGGCAAUAA